Cannabis sativa is the source of this 2076-nucleotide messenger RNA. RefSeq lists its product as uncharacterized. The record is from RefSeq and is a predicted model, not a curated record. Gene Ontology annotation, molecular function: nucleic acid binding; RNA-DNA hybrid ribonuclease activity. The transcript is spliced from 4 exons. Bases 1 to 2076 code for a protein of 691 amino acids. Lineage: Eukaryota; Viridiplantae; Streptophyta; Magnoliopsida; Rosales; Cannabaceae.
AUGUUUCAACAAUCAUUAGGAAGAAGGAGGAACGUUAUUGCUAGUGUUGAGGAUGAAGGCUGUUGGAUAGCAGAGUGUUCUAUUUUGGCGCAAGAGGUCCUCAACAGUUUUAAGAACAAGAAAGGAAAACAAGGUGUCAUGGCGAUUAAAACCGAUAUGAGUAAAGCGUACGAUAGAAUCGAAUGGAGUUUCCUCCUCAGAGUGUUAAAGGCAAAUGGCUUCAGUGAUAAAGCUUGCAAUUUAAUUAUGAAGUGUGUUACUUCGAUGUCGUAUUCCAUUCUUCUCAACGGGGCUCCAUUAGCUCCCUUCAAUCCUAAGCGUGGUCUGAGACAAGGUGACCCUUUAUCACCAUUCCUCUUUAUUUUAUGUAGCGAGGUUCUAACAAAGUUAAUUGUGAAGGCUGAAAGCAGGGGAGAACUCUCGGGAGUAAAAGUAUCUCGUAAUGCCAUGCCGAUUUCGCAUCUCUUCUAUGUAGAUGAAGCUAUCUUUUUUUGUAAAGCCAAUGUUCAGAAUGCAAAGGCCUUUGCCGAUUGUAUUACUACUUGUGAAAAAUGGUCCGGUCAAGUGGUUAACAAGAGGAAAAGUGGAUUGGUUUUUUCCCCCAACACUCAAUCUAGAUACAAGGAAGAAGUUAAGCAACUCCUGGGCAUGAAUUUUCUGAGUCAAGAAGAGAAAUAUUUGGGAAAUCCCUUCUUUUUCUCGGCUAGCAAGAGAAAAGAUUUCAUUUCAUCAAAGAUAAAAUUCUGGCCCGAUUGGAAGGUUGGAAGGCUAAGUGUCUCUCUCAAGCGGGAAGAACGACACUCGUGGGAGCAGUGUUGCAGAGUAUACCUACUUAUUUCAUGGCCACGGCUAAGGUGCCUUCUACGCUGUGCAAGGACCUUGAUAGAGUGGUGGCCAAAUUCGGGUGGGUGGGAAACUCAAAUAAGACUAGAUAUAGAUCGUUUAAGAGCUGGAAAGAUAUCUGUCAGCCUAAAAACUGUGGAGGAUUGGGUCUUAGACGGUUUCGGGAUUGAGCAGAUAAAGGAAAGCUUUCAUUACACUAGAAGACACAGAUUUUGCAAUGUCUCAGAUUUGUUUGUGGGAGAUUCUAGAACUUGGAAUGAAGACAUUAUCAAGAGCAGCUUCUCAAAUGAAGUGGCAACUGCUAUCUUGCAAAUUCAACCACUUCAGACAAGUUCAGACAUUCUCUUCUGGAAAGCCUCUAAGUCGAGAGAAUUCUGUGUGAAAAGUGCCUAUGGUCUGAGUCAACAACCAAGAUUUCAGGAUAGAAAUUCGGUUUGGAGUGUUCUCUGGAAAUCCUCCAUCCAUCCUCGUCUAAAGCUUUUCCUUUGGAAGAUAUGGUCAGAUAUUUUGCCAACAAAAGUCAGGUUAGGCAUGUGGGAAAAUCAUUGUGUAUUCUGUGGGGAAGUUGAAGAAUCGGCAUUCCAUUUGUUUUGCAACUGUAAUAUCACUAGAGCUCUUUGGUUCCAGAGUAAGUGGGGGUUUCGUAUGGAUAUGAUGAAUUGGACAACUGUUUUGAUUAAGGAAAUUCGGUUGAGGGCUUCGGAGAUGCUGCUCUCUAUGGAGGCAGUGGAAGAGGCUGAGAAUCGGACUGAAAUUCCCAUGGAUUCCAACAUGUAUGUCGAAUUCACCAAGUAUCAAACUGAUGCUUCGGUAGUUUGUUCGAAGGCAGGUCUGGGUGUGGUGGAGAUCGCGAAUGAAGCUCUCCAAGAAUGGUGGGUGGCUGUCGACUUCUCUGAGGUUUCUGGAGUGUUGGAAGGGGAGCUUCGGGCUAUUCAUCUGGCCCUGCUUCAGGCAAGAUCGAGAAAAGUUACUAAGUUGUUGGUGCAAUCCGAUUCGAAGGUAACGGUUUUGGCUCUCAAUUUUCGGAGCUUACCGUUUGCCUGGGGUACUUCUCCUGUUUAUGAAUCCUGUCGAUCUUUAUGUAAGUACUUUGAUCAAGUAAUUUUCUCUUUCGUCCCUCGAAGUGCUAAUGUUCUUGCUGAUUAUCUGGCUGGGUGGGCUAGAAAUGUUUCGGCAUGUAACUCUGGGUUCCUUAGGGAUGUAGCCCCCUUUGUGGCUACAACUUUUGUGUAA